AUGAUCAUCGCUGGUGGCCCCGCGCCCGAAAAAGUAUUUCCAUGGCAGGUGGGCUUAGUCAGCAGUGGCGGUUCCUGUGGCGGGGUCCUAAUUUCUAGUUCUUGGGCACUGACAGCAGCCCAUUGCCCCGUGGGGAAAAACACCAUUGGCGUCUUGGGAUCUUCUCUAUUUGACGUCCAUACCCAUCAAACUCAUAAACAAAUAAGACGCGUGAAAAUCGCCGUGCGGUACGAAAAAAUCAGUUUAAAAUCCCUUCUCAAUGACGUAGCUCUCGUCAAAUUUGAUUCACCGGUUGUCCUCAACGACUACGUCAGGCCCAUCUGUCUACCCAAGAAGGGGGACGUCUUUGACGGCGUGAACGCUUGUUUCAUCUCUGGCUGGGGCAGACUCUCAGAGUCACCGGGACCUAAGCCGCCGCUACAAUUCGGCAGAACUUCAGUAAUGCCGGAAAGUAUUUGCUUCUAUAACCUCAGACUGUAUGGACGGCAGCUAAGACCGCGCGAACUUUGCAAUGACCAAGCCGGUGCUCUAGCUGGCCGGGGAGAUUCAGGGGGGCCCUUGAGUUGCAAAGUUGGAGGUCGUUAUUACGCUGCCGGUUUGGCCAGCUAUACCUUAAAAGUGUCCGGCAAGGACAAAGUGUUUUUUCUUAACAAUAUGUACUCCAAGGUGUCUGAGUUCAUAGAUUGGAUAUUAAAGACAAUAGAGGAACAUGGAUUAUAA
Lymnaea stagnalis (great pond snail) is the source of this 720-nucleotide messenger RNA. The record is from the annotation of a GenBank genome assembly. NCBI's taxonomy places the organism in Eukaryota, Metazoa, Mollusca, Gastropoda, Lymnaeidae.